AGUAAUGGUAGAACUACAACGCCUCGAGGCCGUGGACGUUCGUUACGCUAUCUCACGAUCAUGCGGUGACAUCGUUGAAGCUCUCAUGUUCCUUCAUUGUCCGGACAAAAUGGCCCUCAGGAAAAAUUCGGAGGGGCAAAGAUUACGAGGACGAGAACCGACCCGUUCAGCAUCGGCCCCUCCCCGGAAACGAUGGUUCCACAAAUCGUCGCUUGAGAGAGUUCAGUCGCAUGAAGCAGUUUGUGACGAUGUGACUCGUAAACUCGUUGGUGCCAUCACUACAUGGCAUGACAUCCAUAGUAAUCUUCUCAGACUUAGCAUAGACAAAUCUUCCUCUGAUAUCUCAGUCAGCGAUCGCUCAACACUUUCCAGUGAUUCCCAAGAAAGCCUGAAUGGAAAUGUUCACAAACAGGUUGAAGGAGCAAGAUUUUCGAUUUCGAAUCCUGAGCUAACGUCAAUGCAAAUUCAACAAAUGUUUCCGGAUCUAAGCGAACAUUGGAGGAAAGCCCUUGCCAAGUCGCCAGUAGUUCGCAGAACAGCCGUAGAGCAGGAGUCAAGGACAGUCAACAAGCACAGAACCGGCCGUUAUUGGCUUGAUGAACAGAUCCAUCCAUCCGAGCAUAUCUGGCUACCUUCAUCUGGACCUGGCUCAUCAACAUCGGUGGAUUCGGAAUGCUAUGUUGGCGAAAAGGACUGCCGUAAAACCGGCGAAAAAAGACGAUGCGCAGCUUGUCAUGUGGUCGCUCACACAUCAUGCUUUCCUCUACUUGCAAAGCUGAAUCUCAACUGCAAGAUGACAUUCCACGAUCAUUCGCUGAAGAAGCAUCCACCGAAAGAGGCAAUAGACAGCUUGAGCAUGCACCAUUGGGUUCAUAAGUGGCGUCACGAAGGCAGAUGCAGCAAAUGCGGAAAAUCAUUCCAGCAAAAGAUGUUCAAUUUCCAACAAAAAGAAAAGGAAACUGUGGCUGUGGUAUGUUCCUGGUGCAAAGAAUCUUACCAUGUGAAAAAUUGCUUCACAAGAGAAAAGCUAGAAGAACGGUGUGACCGAGGUCAACUUCGUGAGAUGAUUGUACCACCCAACUGGAUCCUGCGGCUUCCCAGCCGUCACAGAAAUAAGCACAAGCAACCAAAUCGGCAAAGUCGAAAACCAACUCGGCAGUUCAUCGUGAAACCUAAUGACUGGACAGCUGGGCCAUCGCAACCGCUUUUGGUCUUCGUCAAUCCUAAGUCGGGUGGAAAUAAGGGUUCAAAAGCGUUGCAUACCCUGUGUUGGCUACUGAACCCACGACAAGUGUUUGACAUAACUGCUCUUAAAGGACCGAAAUAUGGGCUGGAGGUGUUUCGGAAAGUAAUCACUCAGUUACGGUUGUUGGUCUGUGGUGGCGAUGGAACCGUAGGAUGGGUUCUACAAACCCUGGAUAAUCUGAACUGGCCUGCGUAUCCUCCGAUGGCCAUCAUGCCCUUGGGUACCGGCAACGACCUUUCACGAUGCAUGGGAUGGGGAGGCGCGCCCUCAGAUGAACCGAUGAGCCAGCUUUUGUCGGCAAUUCUUCAUGAAACCGUCAUCACUCACCUUGACCGGUGGAAGAUCCAUGUCGAGCCGAACGAGACCUCUCCUUUGGAUUCUACGGAUGAUCUGAGUGAUGCGGUGCAGUCAUCCCUACCCCUGACCGUCAUGAAUAACUACUUCUCGAUAGGCGCAGAUGCUCAUGUCGCACUGCAAUUCCAUCAUAGUCGAAGUGCCAAUCCCCAAAUGCUGAACAGUCGUUUAAAAAACCGUAUCGCUUAUGGCGGACUAGGAACCAUUGAUCUGUUCAAGAGAAGUUGGAAGGAUCUGUCCGAUUACAUCUAUCUAGAGUGUGAUGGAGUGGAUCUAACUCCACGAAUAAAGGAGCUCAAACUGCAUUGCAUUCUCUUCCAUAACAUCACUUACUACGCUGGUGGCACUAUCCCUUGGGGAAGCGAAUCAGGUGACAGCUCAAAACCCAGUUGUUGCGAUGGCAUGAUAGAAGUCUUGGGAUUUACGACUGCUACUUUGGCAGCUUUGCAAAUGGGUGGGAAGGGAGAGCGCCUCGCUCAAUGCUCUUCUGUCAAGGUCGUUACUUACAAAGCCAUUCCCAUGCAGGUUGAUGGUGAGCCAUGUUUGCUUGCUCCAUCCCAUAUACGACUCGGCUUUCACAGCAAGGUUCCAAUGCUACGAAGGGAAAAGAAGGCAAGUUGCACACCAAACUUGAUGCGUAGAAACACGAGAAACUACCAUAAGGAUUCACAGGCAAUGUCCACUUCGUUAAUGAUUCAGCUACCGGUGGUUGUUGUGGGUCGUCAUGAUUAUGAUACUUAUAAAGACGCUAUCGAACGAUUGAAAGACACAGCAUUCGAAAUCGGUGUCAUCAACUUGGAGUCCGAAAGUGAGCUUAGUGUUGCUCGUGGCUACAUCCAGAAGUUGCUAAGCGAUCAUCCCUGCUUGCCAUAUGAAGCUGGAAAAGAGUGGCGAUUCCUUGACUAUGUCACCAAUGCUGAGGAGGGUACUUUUCGGGUGUCUCGAGCUCAGGAGCAUGUACAAUCGGUGUCUGAUAUCUGCAACCCUGACGAGUGCCUUCUAAUCCUUGAUGAUGCCUUCCCUUCGAUCACCAGUCGGGCUGCUGCUAUUGGCAGUGAUUUGAUUUUUGCACCACCCGUCGGAUCGCAACAGCCGAAACGGACCUCGAUACAGCGGCGAAUUAGCGAAACGUUAAGGAUCGUGCUCAGCAGUGAUGCACAAGAAACUCACCUUUGAUUGCUGGGAGUUGUUCAAUCUCAAAGGUGCACAUUUCCGACACUCUGCUCUCAACUUCAUGAUCUGCCAUUACGUGUUUCUUUGGUAUUGUUGUUUACUUUACGUUAGAGUGUAUAUGACAGGUGUCGCAAAUUGGUCCAAUUUUGCUCCGGUGCAAUUCCAGAUAGAAUUGAUAUUGAAAUUCUUUACCCAUAUGAUAUUUCGUUGG
Cylicocyclus nassatus is the source of this 2984-nucleotide messenger RNA. The record is from the annotation of a GenBank genome assembly. NCBI's taxonomy places the organism in Eukaryota, Metazoa, Nematoda, Chromadorea, Rhabditida, Strongylidae.